UCUGUUUUCCUUCUAAUCUAAUAUGGAAUAACUUAAGUUUAGCAUGUAGGCACUGGGCCGGAUACACAUUCCGCGAGAUAAACCUUAAAAUCUUAAAUCCAAUGAAGCUAAUUGCAGUAUCCAGAGGAGAAACGCAAAUCAUCGGCACCAGACAAGCGUUACCUUGACCGUAUCUCACCGACGCAUUUUAAAGUCUGCCAUAGAUAACAAAGUAACAUUCCAAACUGUUGGGCGAAGAGCGGAAGGAACGAAGGCAAAAAGACUGAAUGUGAUCGACUGAACAGCGGAAACACCAAGAUCUGCGAGCGCCAUAAAGGCAAUGCUUCUGCUGACGCUUCUGCUUUCGGGAGUGCACACAUUCCCAGCUAACGUUUCAAGCCCUUCGGCAACCUCCAAUCCAAGCUUACUGGCACUUACUGCCAUAGACUGCCCACCGUGUCAGCCCGAGCUGUGCCCACUAACACCCUUGUGUCCAGCAGGGUGGGUGCUAGGUCGUUGUGGCUGCUGUCAGGAAUGUGGGAAUGUGGAAGGACAGCCGUGUGACCUUGACCCCCGAGGUGCUUUCUACGGGCGAUGCGGCCGUCACCUACGCUGUCAGCUGGACCCUGCCGAUCUGCUGCACGGAAACAUCCCGGAGCCACGAUGUGUUUGCGAAUCUCAGCAAGUGGUUUGCGGGUCGGAUGGCGUGACCUACGAGAAUAUCUGUCGCAUGGAGGAAAGGACACAGCAUAGUGUAACUGUGACGAGCAGCGGCCCAUGUGAAGCUGCUCCCCAGAUCAAACUACCUCCUCAAAACCUGGUCAGUGUGACUGGUAAAGAUAUCAUCUUCCAUUGUGAAGUCUUUGCUUUUCCCAUGGUUACAAUAGAAUGGUGGAAAGAUGACCACGCUGAAAGUCUGCCUGGUGAUGACCCUCAUAUUUCUGUGCAAUGCCGAGGAGGACCAAUGCAUUAUGAACUUUCAAGCUGGCUGCAGAUUGAAACUCUCAGAAAACAUGAUACUGGGAUAUAUCACUGUGUGGCUUCAAACAAAUUUGGUAGAGUGAUGGCUUCAGCUAAUCUCACUGUAGUGGAUGAAGAUUUUUCGCCUGUUCAAGAACUGCAACCUGAAAGCGCAGAAGAUGACGAGGAUUAUUAUUAAAGAAUAUCAAACAAUAUU
Molecule: messenger RNA, 1156 nt
Organism: Erpetoichthys calabaricus (reedfish)
Lineage: Eukaryota; Metazoa; Chordata; Cladistia; Polypteriformes; Polypteridae
Product: kazal-type serine protease inhibitor domain-containing protein 1-like
Exons: 4
Coding region: 320-1138 (272 amino acids)
Biological process (GO): regulation of cell growth; regulation of signal transduction
Cellular component (GO): extracellular region
Molecular function (GO): insulin-like growth factor binding
Source: RefSeq, a predicted model, not a curated record